GCCGUCGCUGUCGACGGCCGUGCCGAGCGCCAGCAGACAAGCGGCGACGCUACAAAACAACGCGCCAACCAACCGCCCCACUGCUGACCCUUUCCACCCCGCAAGCUCCCUGCGUUCCGCCGGCCGGCAGCGGCAGCGGGCAACCCCCAUGGUAUGGCCGCCCGCUUCCUCCUCCUCUAUGCGCUGCUCCUCGCCCUCGCCACCGCCGCGGCAUCCCAAGGCCUCGCCCAAGAGGAUGUUGCGAAGCGGUUGAAGGAGGAGCUGUCAGAGAGGAACCGAGAGAAUGAGAUGCUCGAGUCAUGGAAUGGAGACCCGUGUUCCCCGUCUACCUGGGAAGGAUUCUCUUGCGAACCCAAGGAUGGCGUCCGUGUCGUCGUCAAGCUGAACUUUUCUUCGAAGAAUUUGCAAGGCCAGAUUCCGGCAACCAUUGGUAACUUAACGGACCUAACUGAAAUUGAUCUGCAAGACAAUAAUUUCACUGGAUCUAUUCCGGUAUCCUUUUCUGCUCUCAAACACCUGCGCAACCUGUCAGUGAAGUGCAACCCCUUCCUGAGCAAUCAGCUGCCUGAUGGUUUCUCAACCGGGGUGGAUUUCAGGCAUGGAGCCUGUGCUGCUGAAGAGUAUCAUAGCUCCCCUGCUGAAGAGUACCAAAGCCCACCUGGAGUUGCCAGUCAGAGAGUAAUUGUUAUCGGUGGUGUUGCUGGUGGAUCUUUGGCAUGCACUUUUGCUCUUGGAUUUCUAUUUGUUUGUUUUAACAAACGUGAACGUCGUUCUCCAGAAAAAGACUGCUCGUCUACAACAAGUAUGUCUCCUGCUGCUACAGUAUAUGACCCCAUUUUUCAAGAAUGCGGUAUCCAUAACACUACAAACCCUGCAGUACAACAGCUGUCCCUCAAAUCUAUCCAGACUGCAACAGGCAACUUCAAAAGAUUGAUAGGAGAGGGUGGGUUUGGAGCAGUUUAUCGAGGUAUAUUACCACAUGGACAAGAAGUUGCAGUAAAAGUCCGAUCAAGCUCAUCAACACAGGGAACACGUGAGUUUAACAAUGAGUUGAGACUUCUUUCUGCUGUGUGGCAUGAGAAUUUGGUCCCACUUAUUGGCUAUUGCUGUGAAAAGGAUCAGCAGAUAUUGGUAUAUCCAUUCAUGUCCAAUGGCUCACUACAGGAUCGCCUCUAUGGUGAGGCAUCCAAAAGGAAAGUUCUUGAUUGGCCUACCAGAUUAUCUGUUUGUAUUGGUGCAGCAAGAGGGCUGGUAUAUCUGCACAAUUUUGCAGGGCGUUGUAUCAUACACAGAGAUAUUAAAUCAAGCAACAUACUUAUGGAUCACAGCAUGUGUGGCAAGGUAGCCGACUUUGGGUUUUCUAAGUAUGCACCUCAGGAAGGUGACAGUAAUCCAUCAAUGGAAGUGAGAGGAACUGCUGGGUACUUGGACCCUGAAUACUAUUCCACUCAGGUGUUAUCCACCAGAAGUGAUGUCUUCAGUUUUGGAGUAGUCCUGUUAGAAAUUGUGACGGGAAGAGAACCACUUGAUGUCAAAAGGCCUCGUGAUGAAUGGAGCUUAGUUGAGUGGGCAAAACCUUACAUAAGGGAGUACAAGAUCGAAGAGAUGGUGGACCCUGGCAUAAAAGGGCAAUAUUGUUCAGAGGCCAUGUGGAGAGUGCUUGAGGUCGCUUUGGUAUGCACCGAGCCCUUCUCAACCUUCCGGCCAAGCAUGGAGGACGUUCUCAGGGAGCUGGAAGACGCACUGAUCAUCGAGAACAACGCGUCUGAGUACAUGAGGUCCAUCGAAAGCACAGGGACUCUGGGCUCCAAUCGCUAUCUGUCCAUUGACAGGAAGAUGUUCACAUCAGGUUCAGCGCGAAUCGAGCCGACAAAGGGACAAUUGCAAACGAUGCCUUCGCUUCCUAGGUAACUGGACUGUGCUUAUGAUCUCACAACGGGUGCCAUCAGGGAUGUACCCUUGUUCAAGGCACAUCUGAGCUUGGACAUUGAGCCUUAAGCACCUGAAAACGGCAUGGAGGGGUCAUGUUACCCAUUUCUGUAGUCUGUACCAUCUACAGAACCUAUCCAGUGGUGAGAGCACAGAUCAGCUACACGCCCACACCUGCACUGGGAAAUGCUUUGUGAAGCCAGGAGACUAGGCUAGUUUUGCCUGUAAAAUUGCCAUUGAUUCAAUCGCCUUAAAGCUGGUGAACGUAUGUGCACAGCUAUUCUUUGGACAUUGUUUGAAACAUCAGAUAUGGUGACGUAACCCCUCCAAAAAGAAAGAUAUGUUGAGGUAGCAUCACUUCAUUAUUUGAACUGUUGCUGCAUUGGGACAUUGUACUACUCUUGCUGUAAUUGAUCUUGUCCUUGCGUAAUUAAACAUAGUUUCCGACCGACAA
Setaria italica (foxtail millet) is the source of this 2383-nucleotide messenger RNA. Its product is annotated as nodulation receptor kinase. NCBI's taxonomy places the organism in Eukaryota, Viridiplantae, Streptophyta, Magnoliopsida, Poales, Poaceae. The record is from RefSeq and is a predicted model, not a curated record. The coding region runs from base 154 to 1911 and encodes 585 amino acids. Gene Ontology annotation, molecular function: protein binding; ATP binding; protein kinase activity. The transcript has 12 exons. Gene Ontology annotation, biological process: protein phosphorylation.